This is a messenger RNA of Prorocentrum cordatum, 1577 nucleotides long. The record is from the annotation of a GenBank genome assembly. NCBI's taxonomy places the organism in Eukaryota, Dinophyceae, Prorocentrales, Prorocentraceae.
AUGAAGUUCGGGGGAGGGCGGCGAGGGCACACUCCCUGCCUGUACGUGAACAAGCUGCGGGUUGCCGGCAUCUUGGACGGCCCCGUCAACGAGUAUUUCGAGUCCAUCUUCGAGGUCGGGGUGGACGAGAUGCUGUGGGACGACAUGCACAAGAACGACAUGGUGUGGCCCACGGUCGCGGAGGUGCAGCAGUACCGGAAGCAGGUGUACAAGACCGUCAGCGACAUUAUCGCGACACAUCCAGCGCUUGAGGACGGAACCAAGGUCACCUGGGAUCAUCCGAUGUGGGCGCUGUUCAUGAGCUUCGAGCACGAGCGCAUCCACCUGGAGACCUCGUCUGUGCUCUUCCGCGAGACGCCGAUAGAGCUCAUGCAGGUCCCCGCAGGCUGGCCGGCACCGCAUCCGUCCGUCGGGCGGCCGUUCUCCGCUCGGGUGGACCCUCAGGAGGGUGCCGACUAUCCAGCGAACAGGAUGCUCCCGGUCGCCGGUGCCACCGUCGAGCUCGGCAAGCCGCGGGAUCACCCGGCGUACGGGUUCGACAACGAGUACGGCAGCAGGACAGUGCAGGUGCCAGACUUCCGCGCCAGCGAGCACAUGGUGACGAACGGAGAGUUCUGGCACUUUGUGCAGUCUGGCGGGUACCGCACGCAGCGGUACUGGUCCGAGGACGGCUGGGGCUGGCGCAAGUACAGGAACAUGAAGUGGCCAUUCUUCUGGGAGACCGACGGCCCAGAGGGCUCGAUGCGCUUCAAGCUCCGCACCAUCUUCGAGAUACAGGACAUGCAGUGGGACUGGCCCGUCGACGUCAACUACCAUGAGGCCAAGGCGUACUGCGCAUGGAAGUCCGAGCGCGACGGGCUCGAGGGCAAGCCGGAGGCGUACCGCGUCAUCACCGAGGCGGAGCACGGCCUCAUCCGGCCCGCGGCGGCGCAGCUGGAUGCCGCCCGCGCAGAGCCGCUGGCGGACAGGGCGAUGUGGGCCUCCGGCCAGCGCUUCGCGCUCGCGGCCGAGCCCGGCGCGGGCCUCGGCGUCCAGCAAUCCUCCGAAGAGGCUCCGCGUGGAGUCGAGCCCGGCGACCUCCGGUCCUGGCGCGAGCUGUCGAGCCGUCUCUCACUGGCCUUCGCUGCCCCCGGCCCCGUCUGGUUCGACCUGUGGUCGCCCACGGGCCACCACGACGCCAUGGGCAACGCGUGGGAGUGGACGGAGGACCACUUCAACCCGCUCCCGGGCUUCGAGGUGCACCGCGUGUACGACGACUUCUCCGCGCCGUGCUUCGACGGCCGCCACCACAUGAUCCCGGGGGGCCCGCGCCUGCUCCGGCAUUGGGCAGGCGGCUCGGCGUUCUGCCGGUACCACUUCCGCCCGCACUUCCUGCAGCACUCGGGAUUCCGGCUGGUCUCGUCCGCGCACGCGGCCCCGGCGACGCUGCUCGACGAAGACGGCAAGAUCCUCGCAGGGGAGGCCCUGCCAGGCUCCGCCGCGCCGGCAGGGCUCUCGGCGGGCGAGGCCGUCUACGAGACGCGGGAGCUGCUGGACCAGUACCUGGGCCUGCACUUCCCCGCCUCGGGCCUCGAGGA